Onychostoma macrolepis is the source of this 1519-nucleotide messenger RNA. RefSeq lists its product as uncharacterized. The transcript is spliced from 2 exons. Lineage: Eukaryota; Metazoa; Chordata; Actinopteri; Cypriniformes; Cyprinidae. The record is from RefSeq and is a predicted model, not a curated record. The coding region runs from base 783 to 1331 and encodes 182 amino acids.
UGGGGAUUGUUUCAGGAAACUCUGGGAGGAGGUAGGCUAGCUUUCCCGGAACACUGCUCUCUAUCUGACAUGAGCCCAGCUUGAUACUCUCACAUCAUGAAGUGGGAAGGAAUAGUGAACAGCCUGAUGAACGGUUGCAGGGAAUAUGUACUCAGUUACAGCACUGAAACACGCCAUGGCCAUGCAAAACAGCACGUCAAACACAUCUGCAUUAAGCUAUAGUUUUGUGCACCGUAUGAUUCAUUUUACUGCUAUUUUUUAUCUUAUCCUGCACACAGUGUGUGUGAGAGAGUCCACAGAUGUCCAGAUGUUUGAGUCAGUGUGUUUAUGUGUGUAACAUUGCCAACUUCUUACUCAGCUCUUUAUGAUAAAAGUGUUGAAGAACUAGCACUUUGGGAUGGAUCAACACAAUGUGCAGCUGUGAUUCUGUCACGUGUUUUGAGUUCCUGUUUGCCCUUAUUUGGUAGUUGCUUUGCUCAUUAGUUAAUCCUCGUUAUAGUUCAUUAGCUUCCACCUGUGUUUGUUAAUUAUCCCUUUAGUCCCUCGUUUGGUUAGCAUUUAUAGCCCUGCCUUUCCCCUGUUUCUUUGUCCUGUGUCAUGUUGUUUUAUGUGGUUGUAUUUCUUGAUUUUCCCAUGUGGAUUUAUUAAAGACUUUAUUUGUUUAUUUGCCUCCUUUGAGCUCCCUGCUCCAGCAACCUGUGACAGAAGACAGGACCUAAAGAUGACUGCACCUGAGCACGUGUUGUGGGGUUUGCGGCAGGGUGGUCAGAGGUUGGAGCGAUAUGUGGAGGGUUUUCUCGAGCUCUCUAACCAACACCGCUCUAGCCCCCGCUGGAACACGCCGCGACUCCCCAGAUCACCUCAUGCCGAGAACCUCCACAUACUGCACUAAUGGCUCGGACCGCCUGCCCUGCCCCAAAUAUCCCAGAGUUAUCCAAAGCUCUACCCUCGUCCUCAAUUCAGAAACGCCAUCCGCGGGGAAGUCAAGCCUGCCGUCCGCGGCUCACUCUAGCCCUCCAGUGUGGGCUCCAGCCCCAGAGCUCGCUCCAGUGUCGGCUCCGGCCCCAGAGCUCCUGGAUAUGGUGCUACCCCCGGAGUUCUCGGCACCUAUCCUCACUCCAGUGCGCCCUCCAGUGCCCGCUCCUCCAGAAUGCCCUCCAGAGCGCCCCCCAGAAUUCCUGGAGGGGGGCUAUAUGCCCGUGGCUAUGGUGGAGGAUCCACCGUGGCCGCCCGACUGCCCUAAUCCACUGUGGCCUCCGGAAAGGCCCGAUGGAACUAUUACGGGCUUGGGACGCGCCUUCCGGGAGGGGGGCGAACUGUCACGUGUUUGAGUUCCUGUUUGCCCUUAUUUGGUAGUUCCUGUGCUCAUUAGUUAAUCCUCGUUAUAGUUCAUUAGUUUCCACCUGUGUUUGUUAAUUAUCCCUUUAGUCCCUCGUUUGGUUAGCAUUUAUAGCCCUGCCUUUCCCCUGUUUCUUUGUCCUGUCUCAUGUUGUUUUAUGUGGUUGUAUUUCUUGAUUUU